This is a messenger RNA of Trypanosoma conorhini, 1590 nucleotides long. RefSeq lists its product as uncharacterized. Bases 1 to 1590 code for a protein of 529 amino acids. The record is from RefSeq and is a predicted model, not a curated record. NCBI's taxonomy places the organism in Eukaryota, Euglenozoa, Kinetoplastea, Trypanosomatida, Trypanosomatidae. The transcript has a single exon.
AUGACCGACGGCGGGCACGCCAAGCCAGGCGCGGUGGACAUGGGCACCAUCACCGCCCUUAGCGUGCGGGAGCAGGUGGAAGCGCUGGCGCAGGCGCUGCUGCGGGAGUUCAUGCACCGCCGCGGCUACACGAAAACGCUGCAGACGUUUGACCGUGAGUGCCCGCGCGACGCACGCACGAUUGCCUCGCGACAGCUGAUGCGGCAGCUGCUGGAGAUCCCCGCACACGCGUUUCCCUCUCGACUGAGCGGCGACGGCGCCGCCGCGGCGGAGGACGCAGAGGGCGCGGACGGGAAGGGCAGGACGAAGAAGAAAAAGCCGCCGCCGCCAACGUACAUGGAGGAGUUGUGCUCCUACCGACUGCAGAAGCGGGAGGUGCAGCAGCGGCGGCAAGAGGCGGAGGAGCGGAGGCGCGCGGGAGCGGAGGCGGUGCCGCCGGUUGUAGACCCCAGUGAGGCGGAGAUGGAAGAGUGGCGGGCGGCGGCGGCGGAAAAGGAGCGAUGCAUUGCGGAGGCCCGCGAGCGGCGGGAGCGCAAGCAGCGCAAGCGGGAAAAAUUGAGGAGGAAGCGGGAGGAGCAGCGGCGGCAGCACGAGGAGGCGGCGGCGGCGGAGGGUGCGGGGGGUGCGGGUGGCGUGGCGCGAGCCUCCCACGACGCCGUGGCUUCCCACCGUCACGGGAUGCACUGCCUGCGCCUCGACGACGCCAACAUCGAGCUGCUGCGGCCCAUGGGCGGUAGCGGCGCGGCGCUUUGCGCCCCGGCGGAGCCGGAGGUUCUUUUCGGGCCGCUGGAUGGGCGGGGUGAGGAGCGUCCGGCGGCCCACGCAGUGGGAUCGCACUGGAUGCCGUGUGGCGGCGACCUGCCGGGGCCGGGGCGCGGCGCCCCGUUCAUCCCGGAUGCCCCCGCACCGGUGUCUUCAGCGACGGCCGGUGCCUCCGAGCGGACGCCCUCCUUCCUCGUGGGCGAAGGCAUGUCGCUCAUGUCGGAGCGAAUGCAGGCGGCAAAGAAGCGGAGUGCCUUGGAGGAUUGGCGGCCACCGGCGCCUACAGCGGCGUCGGCGUCGGCGGCGUCGUCUUUUAUAUCGCCCUUCUCCGCCGUGCGGGGCGCCGGCGGCGCCGCUGCCGCUUCUGCAUUUGGCGGUGGUGGCGGGAACCGCCUCAUGCGAGGGAGCGCCGGCUUCACACCGACGUCGGCGGCGAGUGCGUGGCCGCGGCACGCCUCGCGCGAGGGCAGCCCCGCGGCGGUGGCCCCGGCCUUUCCCUACGCCAGUGCCGGGCAGCACAUGGUGAGCCACAGCCAGGGCGGCCUCGCCCACAGUCCCUCCCCCGCCCUCGGGGAGGCGACGCCCACCCGCAGCGUCCCCCCACCGCCGGCGGGCGGCAUCCUGAAGAUGUCCGCGGAGCCGCGGCGCGGGUUUGACGGGAACGCCCGUCCCGCGUGCAGCGCAAUGCGGAAAGGUGCCCCGCCGAAGGAUGCCUCCAGCAGCAGCACGGGCAACGACGCCGCCGCCGCGGCAGGCGCAAACAACGGCACCGAAUGUGUGGACUCGUCGGGGCGAAAGAAGCGCAAGGUGACCAUUCUGGCAGACUAG